CGAACAACAAAAUGGCGGCCGACAGGGCUGGUGGUAAAGAAAAGGCAGGAAUAGGUCCUGUUAGAGUUGGAUAUUACGAAAUGGAACGAACUAUAGGAAAAGGAAACUUUGCGGUUGUGAAGCUGGCCACACAUAUUGCCACCAAAACGAAGGUUUGUUUACGUUGUCUAUUUUAUUUAUUUUUUUUCAUUGGCAUUAUUGUUAGCUUUUCGAUGGACUGCAAAGUAAAAGUUUAGUCAGGUUAGCAUUUUUUUUAUUUGUUCGCUAACUACUAUCUGUGCGAGUUGUCGUUCGUUACUCAGGGAGAGUUUUUUUGAAAGAAUUGUUUGGAAUAACCAUAAAUUCUGUAAAAAAAUUAUGAUUGGUUGCAGGAAGAAACAAUGUAGAAAGAUUUGAUUUUUUGCCUUAAAUGAGAUUGUGAUAAAAGUAGGCACAAUUACACUAGAGCAAGAGACUAUUCACUAGAGAGGAUGAAUAACAUAAGUUGCCUAAGCCUAAAUUUAUAUAUCAAAUAAAUUUAAAAUAAAGUUUGUAAGAAUCACACAUUCUCAUAUAAUAUUAAUAUUCUGAUCUGAAUCUUUCAAUAAUCUUGAUAUAAAUUCUAGUCUUCCUACAUUUUUCAACAUCAGAGACAACACACUUUGUGAAAGGCAGGUGUUAAUCUAGCACCAGCAGAGUCAAGAAUAGGAAUAAUAGGAUUCAGGAUUUAUAGCAAGGCAGAUAUGCCUAGUAAAGAUAGUCUGUUAGUGUUAGCAAUAGUAACUUUACUUAGUCUUAUUAAGUUAAGUAGAUAAUAUAUAUUGCAGUUUGUAGGCUAUAGACACUAUAUUCUAUAUUUAUAUAACUUUUAAGUGUAGUAGGUCAAGUCACCAUGACCUACUGGCCAAUUAAUAGACUUGUAAAGAAGAAGGCCCAUACUAUACACCAUAUAUUAGUUAUCUGUAUUUGAGUAGUAAUUCUACAAAUUUUUAUUUUAGUAGCUUAGAUUAGACCCUUAGUUAUUAAUAUUUUGAAAGUGAUUAUAUUAUUAGGUGUACUGGCUAAAACAAAAGUUGGCGACCUGGGGUAAUUUACUCAAAUGGGGUAAAAACUAAAAGACAAUCUUGGAGGUAAUGAGGGCUCAAUAAAUAUAAAUAAAGUUAUAUUACAAGCCUGUACCUUGUUUUGAGAGGAAGUUUUGUUCUGGCAACGUCACACCUAGCCAGUGCAAUCGUAUGAUUACUAAUAGUAAUAGAAAUACACCGAAUAUGUUAUGGCUAGUAAUAAGUAAUGGUAGCUGGCAUUAAUGCACAUCUUGUAUUGUAUGCAUUUCAUUUGGUCUUGUUGCCUAAAGUUUGUUUAUCUUACUUGAAAAAAUUAGAAACAUAGGAGCCAGAAUGAUCAAUUCAUUGAUCGUGGGCCCUCAAAAUAAAGAAGAAGAAGAAGGAUUUUGUUAUUUUAUCACAUUUACUUUAUUCUUUAAAAAAAAAAAAAAAUAAUUUGUAAAAUGCUAAUAAAUAUACAGUAUAAUUUAAAAGACAUGCUUCUAGGGCUGUCAAUGGAUGCCCGGGUACCUGCUCGAGGCUCACUGCCUGUGUAAUCUGCUGGGAACAUAUUUUUUAAGAAAUUAUUUUAAAAUCAUUAAAAAAAGGAAAUAACAUUUCUAAGAAGAAUUUUGACCCAUUAGCGUCUGCUAACACCUCUCAGAUUCCCACAAGUGCUUUUCUAAUGUGCAUGGCUGUUACAUGUCAGACGUAUUCUCACGUCUGAUGCUCAUUCAGGGGCCUAACAAUUAAGCUACAAUACAUUUGGUUGCUAAAAUUUACUGUUGUUCUGGCAAGAAUGGCAUGUUAUUUUAAAAACUAUUGAUCUGUAUUGGGCUAUCUAUUUUCAUUAAAUGUUAUGAACGCUCAUAGGUCGGCAUGUCUUACCAAGCUAACUUUAUUGGACUAAAAAGUCUAGAUAAAACAAUCAGAUUGAUGUAGAAUUUAUUGAAAUUAAUAUAGAAAGUAAUAAGAAUGAUCUUUUAGUUGAAGAUAUAUCUGAACCAGAGUGUAAAAAUCAAUACUAUUAAAUUGGUAGAUAAUAAAACCGAUGGGUAAUGGUAACCAUGGUGAUGGCCAUUAAUGACUCCAUAUAAACUCGUCUGCUUCACCGGGUACCUGUCUACAUUGGUCGACAGGUACCUGUACAGAUGUUCCAAUUUUUGACAGCGUGUCUAAAUGCACUGAACAUUCCAAAAAUAGAUGAAUGUCUCUUGGAAAGAAACAUUUAGUCACAUUUUCUUUGAGUGGAUGUAUUAAAUUAUUCUGUAAAUAUCAAUUUAACAAGUUUAUGAAAGUGCAGGUGGUAUUAUCUGUCUGGUAACAGGUUUAAAUUGUUGAUCAGUUGCUGGUACCAACUUUAUCAAAUUUAGAGUUGACUAAGAUUUCAACUGCUGCUAGCAGGUCCUAUAAAAUAUGCCAAUCAGAUCUUGUCGUGUGGAAUAGUUUGGAAUGCAUUGAAAGAACCCAAAUUUGUUGCUAAAUUUUUGCACAGCUUUACCAGUCAAUUACUUCUUUAUCGUUUUCAUAAUUGAAUAAACAUACUUAGAGUAAAUUAUAAAAAUCUCCCAUGACCUGCUUAUAAUCAAACCACCCCACCACCACCCCCCCCCAACCACCCAACCCAUCUUAAGAGGGAUUAUAUAUAAUACUAUUUUAGAUAGGUACAGUCACCUACUGUGUGUAUAGAUAUUAAAUUAAGAUUUACAAUAAAAACCUCCCCUGACCCUCUUAAAAUCAAACCCACCCCCCCCCCCCCCCCCCCCAACCACCCAACCCAUCUUAAGAGGGAUUAUAUAUAAUACUAUUUUAGAUAGGUACAGUCACCUACUGUGUGUAUAGAUAUUAAAUUAAGAUUUACAAAAAAUUCAUUUUUUAAAGGUUAUAAACAAAUUAUUGCAUUUUUUAAAACUAUAAUGUAAUAAUGUUUUUUUGGUAUAUGAAACCUCAGUCUUUGCAAUGCAGGGAUGAAAGGGGGGCAAAUUUAAUAAGUUAGAAAAGAACAAUGAAUGCAUGACUAACUGAAUCUAUUUAUCUCUACUGUAACAUGAGGAGUUAUCCACUAAAAUUGUACAAAUAAAACUGACUGACUCCUUAACUUAUUGUGCUUUCAUCUUUCUCUCCUUGUUUAAAGAACCAGAUCAACUCUCUAACAAAAAUAAAGGCACCAUGUCUUACAACAAAGAGGUCUAACCACAACCAACAAACUAACAAACCCCACCUAGUCCAGUCAAGUUAAUAAAGUUUUUAAAAAAUAAUAUAAAAUUAUAGCAGUUCUUUUUGCCAUCAUUGCAAAAUCUGAGUUUAUGGAAUGCUAAAUGAUAGUAAAAAAAAAAAGCAUCCUUAUAUGUUAUAAUAUAGAAAAACCCACUCGUGUCCGGUUCUAAUGCUUUUGUAAACUCAAGGAGGGUGGGGGAGAGAGACUAAACUUGCCUAAACUCUAGUUGCAAUGGUGUAUUACUUAGGUUUAUUAUCAGACCAAAGUCAUUGUUGUUCACUUUUUAUAAUCCAUAAUGUUUUUUUUAAACAAUGCUAUUGCUAUUAUUUGGAAUAAUUUUUGAAUGUUUGUGUCCGUCUUGUUCUAAGGUCGCCAUAAAAAUUGUGGAUAAAACCCAGCUGGAUGAAGAUAAUCUUGGAAAAAUUUACCGGGAAAUAGAAAUCAUGAAACUGCUGAGGCACCCCCAUAUAAUUAGGCUUUAUCAGGUAAGUGUCUUUUCCCACAAAGUUUGUAAAGAUGAGUAUUCUUUAUAAAGAAGAUUAAGAUUUUUUUAAAAUACAGCCUAAAGAGAAUUUGAGAUUUUUUUACCAACCUCCAUUCAUAUGUCUUUGUCUAAUUGAAGUUAUGUGGGUUUUUUGUUGUUGACAUGAUUGUAUUGUAUUCUUGAUUGUGUCAAAGUAAUGAAGAUUUCAAACAAAACUCUUUUUCAUGAUGCAGUGUCAGGAAAUAUGAAUAAUCUUUAUUUAUUACAUUUUAACUUGCAUGAUUGGUGUUAAAUUAUCAUUCAUGUUUGAGAAGUGAAGCACCAACUUGGCAAAAUAUAUUAUAAUUUCUUUGUCAUAUUUCUGCUUUUUUUCUUAGGUUAUGCAAUCUGAGCGGAUGCUUUACUUAGUUACUGAGUAUGCUAGUGGAGGAGAAAUAUUUGGUGAGUAAUUAAGCAUUAAUUUUAUUGUGUUCAUUUGGUAGGUGUGAAAUUUUAUGAGGACAUUGCUGUUUAAUAACACCAUCAUUCAAAUUGUCAAGUAAUAAAGCCCAUAAUUUUAUUGUUACUUGGAUUAGAAGCUCAAAAGAUAUAUGUAAGAUGAUAUUACAUUUCAGUCUUGAAGACAUUUUUAUUAGUAUGAAUGUAACAUUCUCUCUUUGUAUAGUAGGACAUCAAUGAUUCAUUUUAUCAUUAUUUUUUUUGUCAUUGAAACUUCUGUUGCUCAGUAUUGAGUGUGUAAUUACUAAAUUAAGUUUCUAAUAAAUAAAAUAGGAUUUUUAUAAUUAGCUCUCCCUGGGAUAUAGUUAUUAAUGUUAUUAGCUACCUUUUAACAAAAACCUUAUCAAGAUGGCCAAAGCCAAAUAGCUUAAGAACCUCUUUACUAUUGUACGUAAAUGCCUGUGAAGCACUUGACAGCCUGAGUGCAAUGUUGAGGUGGAGAAAGUGUGAUCAAACCAAGCAUCAGAUAACUGGGCGCCUUGUUUGUUGGUUGCUUGUGUGGGACCUUCUGGUGUUGACCCAUGCAGUGAACAAACUGGUGAUGAGGAGAGAGCUUGUUGGCAGAGUGUUGUUUUUUUUAUUGACAAGGAUGGUCAGAUCUAACACUAGACUCACAAGGAUGGUCAGAUCUAACAGUAGUCUCACAAGGAUGGUCCAGAUUAGCUUUACGCUGAAAUAACUUGUUUCAGAUAAUUUAAUCACAAAUAAAUUCUAUAUUUAAAAUUAGAAUUGCAAAAGAAAAUAGGAAGACAUAUGGGUUAUAACUUUUCACUUACUUUUUUGUACGAUUCUUAAUUUUUAUUUUAUGUUGUUUGUAUUUAUAACAUAAGUAAAGGAAUAUAUUGGGUAUACAGCAAUUGUUACAACAAGGUUCCGCCUGGCGGGCCUCUCAAAUGUUGCAAACUCCUAAUUAUCUUGUCAGGAAGUUCAGCCUCCUGUCUAGGGUAGAUUUUUGCACUUGCCAUCCACAUUUGAACAUUUAAGAAAGAUGACAUGCUGUCUAAUAUUCUUUAUUCACACAUAUAACCAUACGUAAUCUGCAAAUACCAAAAAAAAAAAAAAAAAAAAAAAAAAACAAAAAAAAAAAAAAAAAAAAAAAAAAAAAAAGCUACAAGACUGACAAUUUACCACACUAGAACUCUGAGAAUCAAUCCACACAUUGAAAUCCCAACAACAGGAGGACUCUUUAACACACUCUCUUGACACACUAACAUUUCACAUUGAACUCCCUUUCGUCCCUGGUCACACACUAUCUAAUCUGUCAUAUGUUCGUCAUUCUUUCGCUUUCUGCCAAUCCCACCAGAAGGCUACCAACACAACUCUCUUGAAUUAAAAUUCACAUUCCAGAAACUACGAAUCAGAUCAUUAAAAACAAUCAUCUUGAAACACAGUCUUUUAACAGUCCAUUCAAUUUCUUUAAUCCGUUUGGUCUUUCUGCAAAUGAUUCAAUUUAAAAAAAAAAAUCACUUAUUAAAUUUAUAUUGCUAACUUUGUUGUAUUUUGCAUCACAUCCAUUCCUAGCUGUUUAGCUUAGAACAACAAAUAAAAUAAACAAUGGUAAUCUUCUUCUUCUUCUAUAUCUUAAGGGCCCACGAUCAAUUUAUUGAUCAUUUUGGCUCCUAUGCAUGUAGAUGGGAUUUGCAAUGUUUCUGUUACUGGUGGUGAUGAGGAAAUUAAUAUCCAUUAAUAAACAAAAAUAUUAUAAUACAUAGAUUAUUAUGUAGUUUCACAAUGCUUUGCCUUUUUUGUAAAAUAAAUGUUACCUUCCCAACUCAACUAAGUGGCUAUUGGUGACCCAAAAAAUGUAAUACUUAAAUUAUGGGAAUUUAGUAGGUAGAUAUAGUACAAAAAUGUUUUGAAAAAUUAUGUGUCACUCUUUAGUUUGUUUGGGAUUACAAUGAACAUUAUUGUUCUGAACCAUAACUUGAAAUAAAUCAAAUGGAUGGGAAGUUAAAAUAUGAGCUUUUCCCUUUAUACUCAACACUAGUUUUUUUUGUCUUGUCUUUCUAUGAUACGGUAAGAGCGCACGUCUGAAUCAGAACUUUUCUUAAUAAUGGCUUUGGAGUUUGUAUCACUCUGGGGGAGGCUGAUACAGUAACCAUCUUCUCCACCGCAGAGCAUAAGAGAGUACUCUGGAGAGCACCAUAAACACGAUUAUUUUUUGCUGAUCGGCAACAACUUAUUGUUUCUGCUGUGAAGAAUGGUGUUUCCCUUUUGAAACUCCUGUCCCAGAAUGACCCAAGUCACCUCCCUUGAUAUUGGGGCGUUACAUCGAUCCCUAUGCCCAAAUGCGGGUUUUCUGUCCCCAAGAAUCACAGCCUUAAAAUCAUGUCUUUUCGCAUUAUUUUCCAUUGUUGUUUAAAAAAAAUUUAUGUAUUAAUUGUUAUCAGGCAGCAUUUCUUGAAGCUGACAGUAAAGAAAAUGAUGCUGAGACUUAGUCAUUCCUUAUGUAUCCACUGCAGCCGCUCUAACAGACUGCCCUUGAGCUUUGUUUAUUAUCAUGGUGAAGCAGACUGACAGAAAACUUCAGUCACUUAAACUUAAAGUGGUAGUUGAAGGGGUAUUUGGGGGUAUUAAAACUGUUUUCCCAACCCAGACUUUGAAGAUGGUUACUUCAAUGACAUUUCUAUGUAAGGCUUUAACCGGCAUGGUUGAAGUACGAACUUUCGGGCAGAGAUUGUAUGGUGGAAUCCCUGUUGGGUUUGAAGUGUGAAAGAACUCUACUUGGUAGUGCACCACGUCCUUUAACUCAACCACAGAGUCCAUAGAAUGAUAUCUCACCGUCUCAGUAGGAAGUUGAUCCAAUAGAGAAUUGUUAAUGCUUGUGGAAGUGUUUCUUUUUGGGAUGUAAGAAUGGCUCUUUCCUUAACCCAAAUCAAAUUAUCUGUGUGUAAUUUUCUCAAAUCUGAGAAUAUCUUUUCAUUCAAUCUAUUUAGAUCUUUGAAAACUUCACAGAGAUUAACCAGAGUGUAUAAUUUGUGGAUUGGACACCUUGUAGAGUGUAUGACUUGUGGAUUGGAUACCUUGUAGUGUAUAACUUGUGGAUUGGAUACCUUGAAGAGUGUAUAACUUGUGGAUUGGAUACCUUGAAUAGUGUAUAACUUAUGGUUUGGAUACCUCAUAGAGUGUAUACCUUGUUAUCAUCUUCCUAAAAAUUCCCAUAUCCCCAAUAUUUUAUUUGGAGAUGGAAGUUUGAGAACUCCCCUGCCUUUAGAUUGCUUUUGAGAUGAACCAUCAUUUUGACUCGCUAGGAUCAGACUUGGAAUUUAGGCUGUAGGUGAGAUGACUUUAGACAGGCUUUGACCUCAUCCGCACAUGCUUCCUGGAGAAAGUAGGGUAGUAUCUGUCUGAAGUCACCGGCCAGUAGCAUAUUAAUCCCAUCCAUAAGACAUAUACUACGCCGGAUGUCCUGAAGGUUUCUUUAAAUGCUUCUAUUCCCCUGUUGUGAGCCAAGGUGCACUCAUCCCAAUCUUGCAUUCACCAAGUACCUGAGCUGUAUUAUUCUGUUUCAUAUGUUUCACAAAGUAGCCUCAGAGUGAUUUAUUUGAAAGGCACUUUGAAGUCAGGCUGAGAAGAUAAAAUAGGCAUUAUUGUAAGAUAAAAGUAUCUUUAUCUUAUAGUGAUAUUUAACUUUUAGCAUAUUAGAUGAUUAAGGUGGUCAUGGUCAGUUUCAAAAUACAAACUAUAAAUAAGCUCAGAUGCAUGGUUUAAGAUCUUAAAUGUAAAAUAUUCUUCUUGGAUGCAAAAAUAUAAUGCCACAUGUUCAUAUGCAGAUGACAUGCAGCUAUACAAGUAUACCCAUCCCUCUCUUGUCAAUUCUGUUAAACACACCUUGCAGGAGUGCAUUGGUGAUGUCAAGUCAUGGAUUACUCUCAGCAAGUUGAAGCAAAACGAUGACAAAACGGAAGAAUUCCUCAUACACAAUUAUGAAUCAUCCUCAAACUCAGCUCUCCCAACCUCAUUUCAUGUAGAAAGCUCCGAUAUAGAGUUCACAUCCUCUGCUAGGAAUAUUGGUUACAUCUUUCUGACAACAUGUCUCUCAUUAAUCAUAUUUCUCACAUCUGACACUCUGCGUACACCGCAAUCUGUCAGAUAAGCUCCAACCCCCACUACCUCACAGUCAGCGCAACAAAAACACUAGUCUGUGCUCUUGUUCUCUCUCGUCUUGACUAUUGUAACUCUCUUCUGUCAGGUUCACCAAACAUUUCAUAGAAAAACUGAAGAAAGUUCAAAACUCAACUGCUAGGUUAGUUCUAAAGGCAAAAAAAAAAGUGAUCACCUCACUCCACUACUUCACUCACUUCAUUGGCUCCCGAUACAGGCAUGCAUUGAUUACACGCUGUCUGUUCUCUGUCACAACUUUUUCUCUGGUUCCUGCCCUUCCUAUCUUACUUAACUUCUUACUGUCUAUUCACCCCUUCGAAUGCUUCGUUCCUCUGCAGACACGCAUAUUCUUUCUGUUCCCAGAACACGAACUAAGAUAUAUGGUGAACGAUCUUUCCCUUUCUGUGCCCCAAAACAAUGGAAUUCUCUCCCAUUACACAUCCACAAUAUAACGACCUUCACAGCCUUCAAAACUUCCCUCAAGACCUAUCUCUUCAAACUGUACUAUACCUACUUAUUCUCAGACCCCUCUGACUGAUAAACAACGCUCGAUUCUGCUGGGUUCUGUCCAGGGGUAGAUAGUACUUGGGUUGGUGAGGUCAAGCUUUUCACCAAUUUUUGUUUUUAAAUGUAUAAGUUUCUGUAACUGCUAAUUUUUAUGUGAAGUGCAGUGAGCCUAGCCCUAGGCUGGGGUACUGUGUUAAAUAAAACCAUAUAAUAAUAAUAUAAAAUGAGACAUCAAAAACAUAAACCAAAAAAGACAUAUUUUGAAACAAGUAAUUUCUUAUAUAUUAUUAUGUUUUGAACCUUGGUCAUUUUAAGACCACUGAAAAGCUGUAUUUUACACACAAAAAACUUGCCAGUGCACGCCUAGAAUACAAGAGGAAUCUCCAUAGAAAUAAAAUCAACAUAUUAGGGCUCGUUAUUCUUGAGAUCUCGUGAUUAAUUUGUGGGAUUUGGCUUAUAUAUAUAUAUAUAUAUAGAUAUAAUAUCAUAUAAAACAAAUAGCUAUAUUAUAUGACCCCAUGAUGUAAUUUAGAUGGUGCCAAAUGAGAAUCUGAUUACUAUACUAACUUCCACUCAACACUUUUUCUUUUAGAUCACCUGGUGGCUCAUGGAAGGAUGAAUGAACGUGAAGCUCGACAGAAAUUCCAACAAAUUGUUUCUGCUGUAUCGUACUGUCACAGUAGAGGGAUUGUGCACAGAGAUCUGAAAGCUGAGAACCUAUUAUUGGAUGCAAAUCUUAAUAUUAAAAUUGCCGGUAAUGAAAAGUUUUCCACUAUUCUGGAGUUAUUUUUUUAAAAAUAAUAAUAAACUGAAAAUAAAAUGUUUUAUACAGUUCAAAAACAUUCAUCAUAAUUAUCUAUUAAAAUUUUUUUUUACUGUGCGUGUUCUUUAUAUUAACGUCUGCCGAUGUCUGCAUAAAACAUAAGAGGUUGUGUUAUCAUGACACAAAAGGAGACAACCCAAAAAAAACAACAUUUCGCUUGCAUUACCAAAUAAAUGUUAAAUUAUAUUAAAUUUCAACCCUUUUCAUUACCAUACGUUUCUUGUCACUAUUCAGAUUUUGGUUUUAGUAAUUUUUUCACACCUAAUUCAACCCUGAAGACUUGGUGUGGGAGUCCACCAUAUGCAGCCCCAGAAUUAUUUGAGGGAGUUGAAUAUGAUGCACCAAAGGUGGAUGUCUGGGUAUGUUCACUGUACACAUGCAAAUACAACAUUAUGUAAUGUAUGGUACAGAUUCUUAUACUAAGUUUUACAUUCUUUAGGGCAGCUAUACUGGUUGUCCACAUGCAUGGUGCAUUUCCAAUUCUACAACAUAGUUUUUAGCUGCCAAAGUAAAUGAAUGAUAACAAGUAAAAAGUAAAAUAUUUUAUUUUCAAUAAUGAAAUGCAUUUGUAUCCCCAGAGUCUGGGAGUGGUUCUGUAUGUUCUCGUGUGUGGGGCUUUGCCGUUCGAUGGAAGCACAUUGCAGAGUUUACGCAACCGUGUACUAGCAGGCAAAUACAGAGUUCCAUUUUAUAUGACGAGAGGUAAGUGCACCCAAGGUUUUCUCAUUUACAGUAUCACUUUCAUACUUGCCUAUUAAUGGCAAUAAUAUAUGUCUCAAUCUAAAGAUAUCAUGAAAGAAACUAAAGAAAAUCCUUUACAACUUUUUUUUUUACAUUUCAUAUCACUUAAAGCUUUUUAAUAAUUAUUGUUUGGAUUUAAGCUUUAAAAAAAUAAAACAAUAAUUUUUUUCUUUCAAGUAAUAACAAGUAAUAAAUUGUAGUUUAAAGUUUCAUUUUUUUCUACUUAAAUAACCAAAUAUCUCAAUUAAUCAUUUUUUAAAGGGCAAUGAUUAUGCAAAUUUGCUCUUGCUUUUGUCAGAGAAUAAAAAUAUUUCCAAUAUAUGUUCCUCAGAUUGUGAAAAUUUAAUUAGUAACAUGCUUGUUGUGGACUCAGUCAAACGGUAUUCAGUUGCUCAGAUUGUGCAACAUACAUGGAUGAGAGCUGGUGCUGAGGAUGGUGAGACAGAUGAGCUCCUGUAUGAGGAACAUGGUGUGUCCCUUGAGACCGACUUGGGCCAACAGAUUCUUACGCACAUGGCCAGUCUAGGCCUGGAUACAGAUGCUACCAUAAAGGUACACCAAAUAUCAGAAUCUCGCAUAUAAUCUGAUUUCUUCUCCAAGGAGGGCGAAAAGUUAUGAAAGUCAUUUUUACUCCAAACUUUCAGGAUGUACCAGCAUGCUUCUUCAUGUUAUUGACUAUACACUACCUAAUGGUGCAAUAAAGAGAAUGGUUAGGAACAUUGUGUGACUAGUUUUAACUUUUAAAAAUUAUGUUAAAAUAUCUUUGUUAAAGUAUUUGCUAGAAUUGGUAUGUUUUCUUGCGAGUGUGGCUAAAAAAACCAUUCUAUCAAAUGUAGCUUAAAUUUUUAUUGCCAAAAAAAUAAAGUAAUUUUUUUAAUAAAGCAAUCUUAUUAUUUAUACGUAGCCUAUUCAUGAACAUAUAUGUAUUUCAAUUUUAAAAAAUUGAACUGUUGACUUAUGAUAACAAUCACUUUUCACAUUGUGCAACUUUCAGAAUAGAAACCAACAAGAAAUUGAAGACUUAAAACCUAGUUUUUAAAAACUCCUGCUAACAAUUCAAAUAAUGUUUUACUUUAUCAAGCACAUGUAAAUCUUAUUCAUACCUUUGACAUUAUUGUUUUACUCUUUAAUUACAGAUUUUUAUGUUUAUUUUUAUAGUAGGUUUGUUUUAAAAAAUCACUACUGUUAUAACAACUAAAUUGAUUUCAUAAAAGCAUAUUAUGAGUUAUAUUUAUAAUUUUCCCAUUCACUCUCUAGUCUGUAGAAUCCAACGGCUUUGACCACCAUAGUGCCAUUUAUCACCUUCUUGCUGAUAAGUUCAGGAAACAUCCACGGGCAAUGGUUUCACGGUCUAGUCCUGGACCUUCUAGACCUCCGCCUAUAGUCACAAGAACAGAAAGACGAUCAAGUAUUACAACUGGUAUAGGUAAAUACAUUGUAGCCAUUGCUCUUUCUUACACUAUCAUAGAGUUAAAUAUCUCUGUAUGGAUGUAAAUGAGCUGACAAUGUCUAAUUGCUCUUUCAUUUAUACUUUUUUCAAAAUAUACCUAAAACUUACUAAAUGUUUGACCUUAAUAAGAACAAUUAAGUCAUUUAUUACAAUUAAAAUAACAUUAGAGUAUGUGUGCUAGGAGAAAUUAUUUGAGGAGAUUUUUUGGUAGAUGCCUUCUUCUCUUAUUUGUUACUCUGAAAAGGCGUAUUAGCAGGCUUAUUCCAGAUUAUGAAAUUAAUUUUUGUUCUUCAGUUGAGAGAGUGGAAGUGCCUGUUGAAGUUGACAGCAUUGAGUCUUCAAUGCAACCACUGACAACAUCAUCUCCACCGACCUCAGCUUCACCGAUAUCAGCACUAACAUCCCACCUCAGUGCAUUAGCUGCAUUCCGCAGCCAGUAUGCUCAGGUAACAAAAGCUGUCAAUCUUAUGUAUGAGAUAACUAUCAAAACGUAAUAUAAUCUAUUUAUUGUGUAAAAUAUAGGCUCAAUUUCCCUCAUUUACAAUUAUAUUUAUUUUUAUGUUUUAGUAAUAAGCUUGUAACAAAUAAGCACUUGAAAUAUAAAUCUACAGUUUGAAGACAGCAACCAGUCUGAUUCUGAUGAGGAACCAUCACCAGAAGCCCUCGCCAGGUACUUGGCCAUGCGUCGUCACACUGUUGGCGUUGGAGAUCCAAGGCAUGAAGUUACAGAUGACCUUAGGGUCAAGUUGCCACCCUAUUACCCUCUUAUGCCUCAAAAUGUUGUUAGUCAUAUCCUUCCUCCACUAGAUGUUAAUUUACCCGAGGUAGGUAAAUCCAGUUAAUUUCACUACAUUAACUCAAUACUUAAUCUCAUACUCCAAACUUCCUUAAUAUACUUCUGCAUGGAGAAUAUAAGAAAAUAAAAUUUGGUGAUAUAUGUCUUGACCUACUUUUGAUCAAUAUAGAUAUCUUUAAGCUCCUUUUAAAAAUGAAGAUACCAUAAACAAAUCAAAUAUUUCCAGUCACAGCCUCCCAUAAUGUCAACUUGGACUACCAAUCCUCUGGUGAUGACAACCAACUACCUUCCUAUUGCUGGGGACCCACAUUUGCUAAGACCUCCCUUGACAUUUGGACAAGGUAACAAUUAAUGGCUCUUAAUUUAGAUACUUCUGAAUGUUGUGUGGCUACUUUUACAGAUUCUUAUGUUUGUCAUCAGUAGACUGAAUAUUUCAUAAUUAAGCUUUUUUUCUUUGAUCGAAGAUGUACAUAUAACUCAAUUGAGGCCUUCAAAAAAUUACUUAGUUAAAAUAUUAUCUGCUGCUGGUGUGCUUUCUAUAAAUAUCUUCAAUGGUCAAGAUUAAAACCUAUAGAUACAUUUUUAAAUCUCAAAGGAAAUGAAGUUAAAAAAUUAUUUUAAAUUGCCUUAUCAAAUCAUAUAACUUAACAAAAUGUUUUUUGUUGUUGUUUUUUUUUACAUUUGAUAUAUGUUCAAGUUAAAUAAAGGGGAUGAUUGAUUUUAGCAGUUUAGUUGAAAAUGUAGACUUAUGUAUCAAUUUCUGUUAUUCUCUUUUAAAAUUAAAUUAUUUCUUAACCAAAUGAAAUUAAAGAUUUGCAUUAACAGUCAAUUUAGAAAUACAAACGAACAGAAUUAUUCUUUCAGCAUCAUCCUUGCUUGGCCGUAGGGCAUCAGAUGGUGGAGCCAACAUUCAUCUCUUCUCACACUUUCAACGUCAGUUCUAUGCCAAUAGUCAGCCUGGUAGCCAUGAAGGUCUGCCUCAUAUGCCUCAGGUGAGCUGAACACUGUCAUUAUAGAAUUAUUGAAGGAGUUGAAAAAUAGAUUUCUACUUAAAUACUUUACAAUUUUAGUUUUUUAAAUUAAAAAAAACAUUGAAAAAACGUUGCAAUAGACUUAAAUAAACAUAAUUUCAGUAGUGUUAAUGUUUUUUCCACUACUUCUUGCGGCCUGUACAACUGUACCAUCAUUAUGAUAUUCUAUUCUGUAUCUGAUUUAGUUUUUUCCUUGACUACUACCCUUUGUACUUACACUUCAUUUAACAUAAUAUUUGAAUUUAUUUUCAGUCCCUAUCACCCACUGGCAUCCCACUGCCUACACCAUCAUUACACAACAGUGUGACAGUUGAGGAAACUGAAGAACAAGAGCCUGAUUCCGAUGCUGUUCAUGAGUGAGUUCAAAUUUUGCCUUGAACGAUUUUUCGGUGAACUGGCUCGUUGUAAAAGGCUGGUUCAUAUAUAUAUAUGUAUAUAUUUUGGUGGGCCUUUGUUGACAUUUCCUAGUUUUGAGUGGACCUUAGGUCUUGUUUCCUAGGUUUGAGGGGGCCUUAGUUCACGUUUUCUAGGUUUAUUUGUAACAUGUAUAGAUGAGUCACAGUCCGAGGCUCAUUUGAAUAUAUUUUGUUUUGACAUCUUUAAUUUGGAAACGUUUACUUGUUCCUACAUAUCUAAUUGAAUAGAUCUAUCUUGAAGCUAUAACUGAAAACAAUGGGUAUACAGAUUAAAGAAACUUUUGCUGUAAAAUGUAGAUUAAAUAUGCUCACAAUUUCUUAACCAUUAUCAAACAUUUAAAAAAAAUGAAGUAAUUUUAAUUCCACUGUUUUUGUUUACCCAAACAGCUAUAUGUUGAGUCGCGGCAUCAACAAACGUCACACUCUGGCCAUAAGUCCGGAAGAACUGCAACAAAAACUCUCACUCCAGCACAGAGGUCGAAGAUCAACAGGGCUUUUGAUGCCUUCUGAAAGAAGUUCACGUAAGUAACAGGAUGAUCAGCCUGCUCGCUGAUUGUUGCACUGAUCAAUUUAAUAUCAUUAUAAAGUUUUAUUGUGACAAUUUUUUAUUUCUAUUAAUAGACAUUGUUAUAUUUCUCCCAAUUUUUUUUAAAACAAUUAUUUUUAUACUGGCGUCUAUAGAUCUGCUUUUUCUCAAUCAUGCAGUUUUUUUGCAUUUGUCUAUCCCCAUCAAUAUGUAUUAUCGACUUUCUACUGCAAUCAGAUCGUGACUCAUUUAAAGAUGUCCAUGCCCUGCACUUACCAAGUGAAAGGUUUUCUCCUGUGCGACGAGCAAGUGAGGGAACCACCAUUUCUGGGAAAAAUCAGGUAUUUAUGUCUCUUUCAAAAGAUGAUAAUGAAAGGCCUGUUAUCUCAUGGAAUAUAUAACCUUGGUAAUGGGGCUGAAAGAAUUUUUGACACAGUUGUGAUGUUUUUCCCCUUUCCUUCUAGGCCUUUCUAGAAAAUCUCUAUAAUCAAACUCUGGGUCACAUCAGCUCCCAGCACAGUUCACACAGUAGUCUGAAGCAGUUACAGAUAGAGUGUCAUGAAUUACAGGUGAGUUUUUUGCUUGAUUGUGAUCAUAGUUUUAUCUGGAUAUAUUAAUUUCUUUCUUUCUAAAGAAUAUCUUUUAAUUAUGCAGUUUAGUUCUGGUGAGCAGUUUUCAAAAUGCUGAAGAUGGGAUUAUUUUUAGAAAUAAAUGGCGCACAACUCUAAGAAAUUUAAACAUUAAAUGAAGCUCCUGUUAUUUAUUAAAAUAACUUAAAAUGACAAAUGUAACAAUUUGCCAAGUCUCUUUAAAUAUAUCUAUUAAUUUGAAAAAUAAUAAACGAUGCUGCUGGGUGCCAUCCAUGGCUUGACAUGUAAAUAGUUAUGGAAUGGGUGGAGUGAAUAUUUGUUUUGUUUUGUUUAAUUAAUGGAUGUUAAGUUCAUGAUUAUUUUGUUAAAUUGUAUGUACAGCAUGGUGAGCCCAGCCCUUGGCUGGGGUAGCACGCUAUAUAAAACUAAUACUAAUAAUAAUAAUAAUAUACAGCAGAGGUGCCAUAACACUCUCCAAUUUUGUAUGAAGGAAUUUUAGUAUAGAUCCAUCAAAUCAUUAAGUAAUGAUUACAUGUGAAAAAAAAAUAUCUAAAAUAACAUUUUUUUCAUAAUAGUUUAUGUUGACCAAUAAAGAGGAGCUUUCAAAUAAUACUUUAAUCAGUAAUGCAAAGUACUUGUUAAAAGAGCAAUUUAGGCAUGUUAAGAUAUAGAGAGAACAGCCAGCACUUACAUUUCUUGCAUUUCUUUUAUUUUUGCUUGGGUGAAGACAAAUAUCACGUAACUUCCUUUGGUUUCUUAAUAACUGGACCCUGAUUGAAAUCUCUGCCUCAUCAUAAUGCCUAAUUUUUAAUAAAUUGUUGCACAGUGUUUAAAAAUGUUUUCAUACUUCCAGUCUAGUUUUUACUGUUGUGAAAUAAUAACUUGACUUCUUAUUCAAAUAAAAAAAAAAUAGAAACAGUCGGGCUCCUCAAUGGCAGCCGAAAAACAGGCAGAGCUGCAACAGCAGCAUGCUCUACAUCUUUUACAGCAGCAGUCUUUCCAGGUAAUGAUUGUACAACUUUUUGUUGGGCAACUUAAACAAAAAUGUUCAUUGAACCCUUAGACAUGAAUCCUGAACAUAAAUAUUUCUUGAAAUACUUGAUACCUAUUCAGUCUUGGACAUAUCUGUAGAAACAUAAAAUCCUAUCAAUUUGUACAGGAUUUGAUAUGUACCUUGAAGCACAUGAAAUGGGAACAUUGACAGAAAAUUGACAUUAAAAAUGACUUCCUAGCUCAUGCUAUUUUUUAACAAGAGCUGUGGAGAGUUGUGUGUUGACGUCAAAGGUUACAGUUGUAAGAAUUCUUGGUGAAAACCAAACAAAUUUCAUUAAUAAAAUGUUAAGUGUAACAUUCAUCAAUUUGUUUUUAUUAACAGUUUUCAACAAUUUAAUAAUAACCCCUCAUGGGUCAAGAGUCAAAGUGCUACACUAGGUGCCCUUGACUGGUUUUCUCAGCUGUGGCAACCCUGUACAAAACAAGAUGUUUAAUCAGGCUUGUUCUGUUAUUCAAUAACAAGAAGAAUACUUCUGGGUAACUGGAAUGGCAGGAUUAUUAAUGUAUCAUUUCCUGAAAUGACUGAAUAAGUUGAUAAUUAGGGGUGUGCCGGACCCCGGUCCGGAAUCCGGUUCCGCCGGAUUUUGCACUAUCCGGUGAAAUCCGGUUCCGCCGGAUUUACAUGUAUCCGGAACAACCGGAUUCCGGAAUCCGGAAUAUACCGGAUUUCGGAAUUUGCCAGAUUUUGUGACUCACCGGAUCAUAAUCUGAAAUAAAAGUAAUUCUCUUUCCCGAAUUCCACACGAUCACGAUACAUUAAUCGAUUGUUUCGAGCGUUGAGCUUGUUUAAUGUUUAAUAUUCCGUACAUACCAGAGGCUAGAGUCAGCACCGCUAAUAGUGGCCAAUAGUGUAGGGACUUUGAUAAGAAAAUUUAAACUUUUUGUAAAAAUAAACCAAUGGCAUAGUUGAAAAGAUGUAAUUUUUUAAAGAAUUAUAACACCAAAAUCAUAUUUUUAGCUGUUGUAGUUUUAAAGUUAUGAAUUUUUAAAGUACGACUUGGUUUGUCAUUUUUUAACAUGGACUGCAUCUCCACAUUCUGUGAUCUCAUUCCACCAAUCCCGUCAUGCGCAAUGACUAUAUAGUUUAUAUAAGGCAACGCAUUCCCUGCCUUAUCACUAAAAUACUGUUUAGACUUAGUUUAAACUUUCAACUUUGGCACAUGAAUAAUUAAUUAAAGCUUUCCCUGACCAAUGGUUUAAUAGUUUUUGCACACGGCAAACUCUUAUGAAUGAAACUCUGAGGUAGUACUACGAUACAGUUAUGCAAGUGGCUGUGAAUGGUUGCCAAUGACAACGUGUUGCACACGGUAAAUUCUGAUCAUUUAUAAUAUGGAUUCUACCGGGUUGUUAAAGCUCAAAUUAAAACAUUCCAGUUUAAAUGUCUUUAAAUGCAUUCUGAAACACAAGUUAUCAAUUAUUUUGAUGUAAAUAGUGAUAAUAAAUUAAUAUUUCCUAAGUAUCGUCAACUUCCGCCAUUAAAAAGGGGGGCGUGGCCAACCCCAUGGCGAAAUUAGGUUGAGCGAGCUGCAUGACCUGCUGCGAACGCGUAGAAACAUGGCGUCUCUCGUAAGACACUUAUCCAAAUGGAACGGAACUCAAAUAUAUAUCGAAAGUACUAAUUUAAUAAUAAAUAGACACACACAUCGGAAAAUUAAAAACUCGGAUUUUUUGGCGCCGAUUGCGAAUUCCCAUACACAAAAAGUAGUAGUCCACCUUGACUUACCGAAGUAUCUACCAAUAGUACCAAAAUCCGGAAUCCGGGAGAAACCGGUAUCCGGAUCCGGCGGAUUUCGCAUAAGAAAAUCCGGAUCCGGAUCCGGUUGGAAAAAACGGAUCCGGCACACCCCUAUUGAUAAUUUAAUGAAUGUUAGGUUUCUGGCUUUGCUAGAUAAGUAGAAAAAUGGAAAGGAAUUGUUGAUAAAAUAUAAUUAAAAAAACAGGAAAAAUCUUCUUGGAAUCAUUACUAAAAAAAAUUUUCUCGUUUUUCUUUUUAAGUUGCCGUUUGGUUAUAGAUGGUUAUGAGUAUCCUGUCUGAUCUGAUGAUUCUUAUUAUUCACCUAAUCUCAUGUAGCAUGAGCGUUUUGUUUCAAUAAAUUGUACUAUCGCUGUAUAUAAAAAUGUAUCUUGUCACAGGCGAAUAUGAAAUGUUUUUUUAAAAAAUUACAUAAAUUGCAAAACUUAAAAAACUCUAAUUUUAUUUCUUUGGUGAAAACAAAUAUAUUAAUGUAGUAAUUAUACAACUGAGUUGAUACCAUCUAAAACUAGUAUGCAGUUAAUGUACAAAACAAUGUUUUGUGAUGUGACAUGACUGCUGUAUAAUAUUAAUAAUAAUCCUUUGAAGAAACAAAGUCUAAUUUACACCUGUUGUGCCAUUCAAAUGCCUCACUGAAAAACUUGACAAAAUUUGGUUUCUGAAAUAUUUUUAAAUUAGAAAAAGCUAAUUUUUUUGUCAUUGCAAACUGAAUGAUUGCGUGAGUGACAGUUCUGUUUUUCUUCCUCCUUUAGUGAGAUUUCUCUACAUUGUCGACAAUCCACUUUCAUUUAUGGUAAAUUCAAAUUCAGCUUCCAUUUUGCCCUAUCCCUUGACAUUCAACCCAAAAUGUAAAGAAACAGUAACUUACUUUUAUGCAAAUAAUCCAAAUUAUUUUGAGGGAUUUCCGUAACAAAAAAACAUAUAGAGUGAAUGGCACCUGAAUAUUGCCUUUUACAGUAAGUUUGAAACAUUGUUGCCAUAAGAAGUUUGAGAAUGGGAUUAUCACUAGUAAAGCAGAUUCUUAGAUUUGUGAUGUAAAUAUUACAUUGGUUUUUAUUGAAUAGAACAGUCUUUAAAACAGAUUGUUAUGUACAUUGGGGAUUUGGAAUGAUUAAUGAUAACUUGUUAAUCACUGGAUGCCAGAUCUAAAGUGUAACCAAGUUUAGAAACUCUUCAUAGUUUAUGCACAGUAUUACAUUUGGAUGAGGUGGAAUUUUGACUUUAUACAGAGUUUGAAUUACCAGGAACUAGCUUACCUGUCUUAUACAAGCUGUCAUUAAAAGCUAGUGAAGGGCUGUACACCAAAAAGAAAAUGUGCAUCUGUAGAUGAAAAAAACAGGGUAGAGAAAAAUAAAAAGUACAAUCCAUAUUCAAUGGAGGGUAAAUUUAUCAGUAUAGGAAUGUAAGUGAAUAAGGUGUUCAGAAAUAAGUACUUUGAUGAAUCUUAGUGAUUGAAGAUUUAUGGACAACUCUCAAACACUAGUUCCUUGGUGUGGCCUACGCUGUCUAGAACUGAGGACUGGAGAGUCAGAUCAGGGGGAAUCUAAUCUGCUUUUGCUGCAUAGAAAUUUAUCACACUCAACAUAGAACAACAUUGUUUAAAAAAAAAAAAAAUCGAGUAGCUGAUUUUUAUUAUUAAAAAAACAACAAAAAAAACUCCUAUCUUCUUGGCUUGAAUUAUUAUUUUAAAAAAAGAUUUGUUGACUUAGAACUGAGGACUGGAGAGUCAGAUCAGGGGGAAUCUAAUCUGCUUUUGCUGCAUAGAAAUUUAUCACACUCAACAUAGAACAACAUUGUUUAAAAAAAAAAAAUCGAGUAGCUGAUUUUUAUUAUUAAAAAAACAACAAAAAAAACUCCUAUCUUCUUGGCUUGAAUUAUUAUUUUAAAAAAAGAUUUGUUGACUCUACAGUCCUGCUAGUAACCCCUUUCCACAAGUCUGUGAGUGAACUGUCCACCUGUACCUCAAUCUUGAGUUAUGCAAUGUGUACACCUAGCUCUCUAGUGUGAGAUUAUUUUCUAAAAACCUCUUUUUUGCCAUGUCUUUUAGAGAUGAUCUACUUUUAAAAGAGGGAUGCACAUAAUAUAUUAUCAAUGGCACAAUCCUAAGCUUUGGGAUGUAUAACCAGGUCAUCUAGUACAUCACAGCUGUCCACUAACAUGUCUUAAAUUAAUUAAACAAAUAAGAUUUUGUCAUUUUGCUUCUUUGGUUUUGGGAAUUCCCUGUAAACAAUGCCCUCAGAUGGUGGAAGGCGCUUAUUGCAAACAUAAUUUAAGCAUGUUUCCUGCACAUUCACAAAUGCUGUAGACAUUUCAUGAUAAAUAUUAUUUAACAGAUGGAGUAAUAGUUUUUCACCAACACUUUUCUUAUGGUUUGUGUGUUGAAAUGCAUUUUAUACAAUACUACCUUUUAAUUCAGCAUUUUUCAACACACCAUAUUUCUCGAAAAGGGGGGGGGGGCUUAAACGUAAAAAAAAAAAUAUAUAUAAAAAAAGAGUUUUUUUUUAUCAUAAAAUUUGAAGGGGACAAAAGAAGUAAAUUUAAAAAAUAAAAAAAUAAAAAUGGGGGGGGGGUGCUUAAACGUAAAAAAAAAAAAUAUAUAUAUAAAAAGAGUUUUUUUUUUAUCAUAACAUGUGAAGGGGGCCACAGAAGUAAAUUUAAAAAAUAAAAAAAUAAAAACACAGCUCAGUUCCGAAUGGGGGCAAUGUAAGUCUCCAUAAUAUUGUUGAAUUCAUUGCAAUUCAGAUAGAUAAAAUUUAAUUUUAAAUACAUAUUCUGAAAUGUACGCCGAAAUACCCCAUUCGCGCAUUCUGAAAUGCAUUCAUUACCUAACAAGGCAACAAUGUAAUCAGAUAUCGCAGUAGUCAUAGUGAAAACUGUUGAUAUAUAUAAGAUAUGUUAUUACAUAGGAUCUCGUGUGAUAGAUAAUAAUAUCUCUUUAGUGUUUUUGGUUAAUCAGAAUCCAGUACACACAUUUUUCUGUUUUCAAGCUAUACAACCUAUCCAUAAUAAAUAUGAUUUUUUUUUUUUUUAAAUUACACUGAACACAUAGUUCAUAAUUUUACUAUUCGUUUAUUUUUUUAAAAAGAAAAACAAUGACAAUUCAUUGGGGGCUCUUAAAAUAUGUUCUUAUGUAUUUCAGACGAGGCUGUGUCAGACACCCAGCCCACCCCCUCCUUCAUCAAGGCCAUUGUCCCCUGAUGCCCAGUCAGCAUUGCUUUAUCAACAACUUCAACAACUUCAACUUCAUCACAUGGCAUCACCAUCUCCUCCAUCAGCUGGGCUGCAGAGAGCAUCGCCACCACUUCUAACAGGGGGUAUAACUUCUGGCAUUCCUAUAACUGGUGCAAAAUCUACAGUGGGGAUAUCUUCAGGCAUUCCACAUCAGACAGGGGGAAUAAUAAAGGGUUUUCCAAUGACAGGAGGGAUAACUUCUGGUCUGCCUAAGAUUUCUAUCAUAGGAAAUGUUGCAUCAAAUAGCAUGGGCUGCAUAUACACCGGUGUGUCUAGCUCGGCCUCCAGUGGAUGUAUCAGCCCUCAUGCAUCAUCUGGUCAGACAUCACCGCAGUGUGUCGUUGCAGAGCCGGGCUCUAUUCCUGCCCUUAGCUUCACGCAAAUGAUGCAAGAUUUGCAGUCGGGCUCUGACACACCUCCUGAAAAUUUCUCCAAACUUUUGCAGACACUGCAGAGCCCAACUCGGUUAACAUCUAGCCCGGUGGGGAGCUCUGGUCAAGGGGGUUAUUUUUGUGAUGUUCCAGUUAGUGGCUGUGGUGGAAGUAACGGCACCCCGAGAUUCAUUAGUGGCCCAGGGGGAUUCCAACGAAGCUCAGACUCUCCACCUCAGAUGACUGUUUCCUAUUCAACCAUGCUUCAGAAUUUUGCUCAAAGUUUACAGCGGUCUUCACCCCCUUCCAGUUUUCAAAACCUUCACAUGAUCAAGGAAGACACGGGAGAUGCCAUGGACAAUGGAUCAGAGGAGCAUGCUGAUGAAGAUGAUGAGGAGAUGUAUGACGUGGAUGGUGGCAGUGUCAAACACCAGCCUUUGACCCCAACGUCAUCAUCGGAGCUGGAUCAGUAUUUCCAGGAGUCCAACCCAGUCAAGCGCAGUAGAGGAAGUCAUUACAAACACAAACUGACCAACUACAUCGGAAAUCCACAGAUCAGCAUCACUGAUGCCCAGGGCCAUGUGACGGAUGUGAUCACAACUGAUCCAAGUGAUAUGAUGGAGGAGAGGAAAGAGAUCCCCAGGAACUCCCUGACGGGCAACAUGUCGGGGGGAGUGGAUGUUUCCAUGUCCAGCGCCGGCUCCACAUCCCAGCUCAGGCAUCAGCAGAAACUCCAGCAGUUGUUCAACCCUUCCUGGGUCAACACAAACUUGGCUAGCAUUCCUGGCUCUAAGAUACCCUCAUCGCCAUCAUCCCCCUCCUCAUCCUUCAUGCCGUACACAUCACCGGGCUUGAACAACAGUGCUACUUCCAGAUCAGUCCCAUACUCUUCUAGCUCUUUUUCCACAACUCCUGGUUCUGGUUCAGCAAUGCGUCAUCGUGGGUCUGCAUCAUGGCUGCGACGUCACGCUGCUGGUUACCAUCAACAUUCCCACCAUCACCACCACCAUCCCAGCCAUCAGUAUACAGAUGUGCCGGGCGACAUAAACACUCAUGUAGCAUGCACCUCCCCAGACGCCAUCAGUUUUAUUGUUCCCGCUGGACAGCAGCGUCAUUAUGGUAAUAACUACCAAAGCAUCCCACUUUUGUCAGGUCGGACCGUUUCUCCAACUUGCUUCUCACCUGAUCAGUAUAGUGAAGGCAGCAAGACCAAUGUUGAUCACCCCCUACUGUGUUAUGAACAUUCCAUCAACAUACAUUCCUCUCCUUCUUCUAAUGUUGCCUCCCCCGCUACAUCACCAGUUCCAGUCAUAACAUCAUCACCUCCAUCCCCGACACACACAAAAUCUGAUACACCCUACCGGCGCUCUCCCUCUCCUCACAGCUCCACAUCACCAUCGCCUUCUCCACCUCAGAUCAUUCCUUCCAUUAAUGCAACCACACUUCCUUUCUCUCGUCCAUCCUCUCCUCACUUCCCAUCUGUUGGACCCUCACCCUCUUCAUCUUCCCCCACCUAUGGAUGUUACUCUCCCAGCACUUCACCCUUCCCAACGCCCACCAACACGCCACGUCCUUCCAUCUGCAACACAGAUUCUGGUCACUCAGAGAUGGAUCAGGACGACGCUGUGUCCUCUGUCCUCUUGGAGAUAAGUCAUCGUAAGAGUGUUGAGGAUGUCCUGCAGGCUGUCAAGGCUGCGCUGGAUUCCAUCUGCCCUCAGGUUGAUUACCAGUGCUGUGAGACUUCCUUUAAACUCAAUGGUCACAGUGACCUACAGAUGGAGCUUGAGGUGUGUAGUGGUAUGGAUGGGCAUGUGCCUGGCCUGCAAGUGCGCAAACUUUCUGGCAACAAUUUGGAAUAUGCCAAGUUGUGUAGUCACCUCAUGGCAUGUGUUAAUAACUGAG
Lymnaea stagnalis (great pond snail) is the source of this 23516-nucleotide messenger RNA. The record is from the annotation of a GenBank genome assembly. Lineage: Eukaryota; Metazoa; Mollusca; Gastropoda; Lymnaeidae.